AUGUCGGAUUCAAAGCAUGAUGGUUACUCGGAAAUUAUUAACGAAGAAGAGCAUGAUGCUUUUCUCGAUAAUAGUUUCCGAGGCCGUGCAAAGACAAAAGGUCUAGCCAUAGAGUCUUGGAUACUGUAUGCCUCUUUAUCUUUUAUAUUACUCUUCGUCGGAGGUGUAAUUGGCUACAAUUUAAGACCGUCUACAGCUGGUAGUGGCCUCGCGUUUGCGGACACGUCCCAGCUCAACAUCUACAAUGGCGUUGAUUUCCCGCCCUUUGAACAACGUUUUAAUGGCUCAUUGUUCAAGAGAAGCCCAUACAGCGGUCCUCCCACCCCUGAGAUGGACAAGACUUGGGGCCGUUAUACGGAAAUGGGAAGCAAUGAUGCGCGAGCAUCGACAAGCUAUUCGCUUGAGACGGCUGUUCAUCUAGAGGAAACGCAGAAUAUUGGUUACAUGGCGAGCCUUGGUCUCUUUCACCAAAUUCACUGUCUGAACAUGCUCCGAAAGUUCAUCUACCUCGACUAUUACAAAGAAAAGACCCCUGAUUGGUUCUCGCAGCCAUAUCUACGAGCACAUGCAGAUCACUGCGUCGAUAUGAUUCGCGAAGCUAUCAUGUGCCACGGAGAUACAAGUCUAAUUGUCUAUCAUUGGAUCGACGGCUACAAGGAUCCAGUUCCCGAUUUCAGCACCAUGCACACCUGUCGUAACCCGGAGGCCAUUCUGUCUUGGAUGCAAAAGAACCAAAUAAUUCUCAGCAAAGCAGUGUACAAACAUGGAGAGAAAGAUCUGCCAGAGAUUUUCUGA
Messenger RNA from Beauveria bassiana ARSEF 2860, 795 nucleotides. RefSeq names its product tat pathway signal sequence. Bases 1 to 795 code for a protein of 264 amino acids. The transcript is spliced from 6 exons. Lineage: Eukaryota; Fungi; Ascomycota; Sordariomycetes; Hypocreales; Cordycipitaceae. Gene Ontology annotation, biological process: mycotoxin biosynthetic process. The record is from RefSeq and is a predicted model, not a curated record.